Messenger RNA from Arachis duranensis, 519 nucleotides. RefSeq lists its product as uncharacterized. The transcript has 2 exons. NCBI's taxonomy places the organism in Eukaryota, Viridiplantae, Streptophyta, Magnoliopsida, Fabales, Fabaceae. Bases 1 to 519 code for a protein of 172 amino acids. The record is from RefSeq and is a predicted model, not a curated record.
AUGUUCCGUCCUGAAUGCGCCGAGGUCUGUAGCUUUCAGUCGAGCACCUGGAUCCUUGAUCGAGCUAUACGUCAUCCAGUAGUUGGCUCUCCAACCACUGCGCAUCAUAAGGCUACUAUAAGAGUGCUAAGAUAUUUGAAGAAUGCACCAGUGAAUGGUCUUUUCUUUCAUGUCAACACUGAUUUCACGUUUACUGAUUUUACCGAUGAUGAUUGGGCUACAUGUCCCGAUUCAAGACGAUCCGUUUUAGGCUACUGUUUCUUUUUAGGCACCUCUUUGAUCUCUUGGAAGAGUAGUAAGAAGCAAACUGUGUCUCAAUCUUCCUCUGAGGCCAAAUAUCGAGCGCUUGCGAAUGCCACAUGUGAAGGUCUUUGGCGGUUGAGGUUGUUGCAGGUUCUUGGAGUUGAUCAUGAUUGGCUUUUCACGCUAUACAGCGACAGCCAAUUCACUCUUCAUAUGGCUGCUAAUCCGGUAUUGCACGAACAAAUCAAGCACAUUGAGACAUAUUGUGUGCGAUAA